Salvia hispanica is the source of this 1086-nucleotide messenger RNA. Its product is annotated as putative F-box/LRR-repeat protein 23. The record is from RefSeq and is a predicted model, not a curated record. Gene Ontology annotation, molecular function: protein binding. Lineage: Eukaryota; Viridiplantae; Streptophyta; Magnoliopsida; Lamiales; Lamiaceae.
UAUCACCACCUUUAGAAUUCCACCCAAAUCGCGUCUCAUUUCAUUUCACAACGGAGCCCUAGAAAUCGAACAUGGAAGGAAAAGCAAAAUUCAGCGAAAUUGAACCUCCAAUUUCCACUGCCGCGCCGACGCCUCCGCCAUGGAUCGACCUCCCCGAUGCAUUGACGGCGAAUAUCCUGCAAAGGCUGAGCGCUGAAGAUAUACUGGAGAGAGUGCAGGAAGUGUGCACUACAUGGUGGAGAGUCUCCAAGAAUCUUCCCACGUGGCGCGUGCUUGAGUUGGAUAUUCAUCGUUACGGCGGCAGCCAUUUUAAAAGGUUUUACACUCGCGCAGUUGAUCGUAGUCAGGGAGAACUGACCGACCUAAAGGUAUAUUGUUAUAGAAAGAAGGAUUUGCUAGACUACGUAGUCAAGAGAUCGAGCAAGCUUCUACGCCUUACACUUGUGGAUUGUAAUUAUAAGGCAACUGAUUUGGCUAAGGCUAUAAAAAAACUCCCACAGUUAGAAGAGCUGCACCUUAUCAUGUGGUCAGCGGUCAGUCCCGAAGAGGUUGCGAACAUUGGCAUCUCUUGCCCCACGUUGAAAUCAUUUCAAUAUAUUAAAUAUUGGGAUGAGGCUCGUCUACAUGCAGAAAAUCAAUAUUGGAAUGAGGAUCGUUCAGAAUUUGAGGACGCUGAUGAAGAGUAUGGUGUAGCCAUUGGAAAAAGCAUGCCUAAUUUACGCCAUCUCCAACCUUGGGGACUUAAGAUGACGAAUGAGGGUCUGGAAGCAAUCCUCAAUGGCUGCCCCCACCUCGAAUCACUUAAUCUCCGGCAAUGCCGCGGUCUUGUUCUGCAAUGGGAUUUAGUUAAAAGAUGUAAGCGUAUAAAAGAUCUGAAGCUCCCUAUUUACUGUACCAGUGAUUUCAGUCGCCAAGUUCAAACCACCUGAAUAUGUUAUUACAUGGGAGGACUUGAAAUCAGACUACUUCUGUGAUUAUGAUUCUGAUGGUUUCAACUAUUUCUGAUUUUGAAAUUUUUUUUUGUGUUAAGUAUUGUGUUAGAUUCGGGAACUUUGUUUUUACUAAUGGAUCAUGAUGAUUUUGCUA